GCUGACGCUGACCAGUGAUAGCUGUCGCACUUUUUCAACUUCAACCUCAAAAUUUAACUCUUGACUCCUGCACAAAUUCUAAAAUACUCAACAUAUAAAACUUCGGGUCUUAGAAUCACGAAAACAACAUUUCAAAUUCUCAAGUGAACAAUUAAACUAUGAACCACACAGUUUAGCGUAAAAAUUGGCCCAACAUUUAUUCUUAAUGACUUAAAUGGCCCAGGAACUCUACUGUACUAUCCUCUAUUUCUAAGACUGAUAAUUUUUUCAUCAAAAAGAAAUAUCACCAAAAUGCCUGAAAACCUCGAAUUACAGCAGCUAGUAGAUGAAGAAGUUGAGGAAGAGCUAAGAUUCCAACAGCCAAAGUCUAGAUGCCACUAUCCAUAUUUAGGCUUAGUUUUAGCUACACUUAGUGCCCUAUUUUUUUCCUUGUGUUCAGCAAUAGUAAAAUGGAUGUCAGAUGUGAAUCCUAUGGCCCUAGCAGCUUACAGAUUUCUAGGUGUACUACUGCCAACAAUUCCAAUCUUAAUUUACUAUCAGAAACCUUGCUUUCCUAAAGAGAAACGUAUCAUGCUUAUUUUGAGAUCAUUUACUGGAACCACUGCCUUAAUGUUAAGUUUUUAUGCUUUUCGACAUAUGCCUUUGAGUGAUGCUUCAGUAAUAGUGUUCUCGGUUCCAGUUUUUACAGCAAUAUUCGCGAGAAUGUUUUUAAAAGAACAUUGUGGUUGGUUCAGUAUUUUCUCUGUUAUCGUUACUUUAAUAGGAGUGGUUUUAAUAACAAGGCCACCAAUAAUUUUUGGAAAUACCAUUGAAUCAUUGGGCGAUAAUGGUCAAGCGCCAGAAAUUUGGGGAGCAGUGGCAGCUUUUAGUUCCACACUCUUUGGUGCCAACGCUUUUGUAAUAUUGAGGGCAUUAAAAGAUGUUCAUUUUUCAGUGAUAAUGACUAAUUUUGGCAGUUUUGCACUAGUCCAGUGUCUUCUUGUUACCUAUUUUAUAGGUGCUUUAUGUUUGCCAGUUUGUGGUAUGGACAGAUACCUUAUAGUGGCCUUGGCAGUGUUUAGCUUUUUAGGUCAAAUUUUGUUGACCAUAGCUUUGCAAAUGGAACAGGCAGGUCCUGUAGCUAUCGCAAGGAGUACUGAUAUAGCCUACGCUUUUAUAUGGCAAGUGCUGUUUUUCGAUGAGAAGCCCAACAGGUUUUCAAUAAUUGGCAGUAUUUUAGUUAUGUUGUCUGUGAUUUUAACUGGAGUUAGGAAGUGGGUUCUUACUCUGCCAUACGAUGCUCCCGCAAGAAGGAAGUUAGGCUUUUUGACUAAGUAGAUCUCUUUAUUUUAUGUAAGUCUUAUCGAAAAUACUCAUCCAUGAAGUUGGCGGCAAGAAACCAUUGUUUUAGACCAAAAUUUAUUUUAAUCUUGCCAUCUUUAUGGCAGGUUAUUUUUACGGUUAUCCAAUGAUCUGAAGUAAGCAAAACAAUUUUCGUUUAUGAUAUAAAGUAAAUCUAAGAGAACAGUGUCUUAUAUUUUGUACCAGCGUUAAAAUUUUUAGUAUUAAGGAAAGGGAUCAUUUAGUUGUAAGCUAUAAAGUAUCCAACCCUCAGCUCUAUUCUAGUCAAACUUGUAGUAUUAGGACUUAAAAUCUAGUCAGUUUUUCCCUCUUUAGCUUGUAAGUCAUAAAAACUCUUUGAUUUGUGAUUAAAAACUAGUCAUUUUCAUAUUUAUAUUUAAUUUUAAUUAUAUACAAUGCUCUAUUUUUCUGUCUUGCCAGAAUUAGUAAUUAUUGUACAAUUAUAUUCUUAUAUAUAUUAUUGAUAUCAUGAACCAUCAAUCAGUUUGUAAAGUUUAGCACGUCAUUAAAACCUAUUAGUUUC
Anthonomus grandis grandis is the source of this 1864-nucleotide messenger RNA. Its product is annotated as solute carrier family 35 member G1. The coding region runs from base 292 to 1317 and encodes 341 amino acids. The record is from RefSeq and is a predicted model, not a curated record. The transcript is spliced from 2 exons. Gene Ontology annotation, cellular component: membrane. NCBI's taxonomy places the organism in Eukaryota, Metazoa, Arthropoda, Insecta, Coleoptera, Curculionidae.